Messenger RNA from Cooperia oncophora, 270 nucleotides. Lineage: Eukaryota; Metazoa; Nematoda; Chromadorea; Rhabditida; Trichostrongylidae. The record is from the annotation of a GenBank genome assembly.
AUGGGUGGUUGUGCCGGAAAAACGGUGGCAACCAAACCGGCUCUACAGCCUCCUUCUGAAGAAAUGCCAAGGCCGAAAACGCCACCGUCCGCGCAGCCCAACAACUAUCCGUGCUUCGUUGCACUAUUUGAAUACGAGGCCAGAACUGACGACGACCUCAGCUUCAAAAAGGAUGAGGUGUUGGAGAUUCUGAACGAUACGCAAGGUGAUUGGUGGUUUGCUCGUCACAAAACUACUGGAAAAACUGGCUACAUUCCAAGUACUAUGUAG